Molecule: messenger RNA, 444 nt
Organism: Vittaforma corneae ATCC 50505
Lineage: Eukaryota; Fungi; Microsporidia; Nosematidae
Exons: 1
Coding region: 1-444 (147 amino acids)
Biological process (GO): ribosome biogenesis; ribosomal large subunit biogenesis; endonucleolytic cleavage in ITS1 to separate SSU-rRNA from 5.8S rRNA and LSU-rRNA from tricistronic rRNA transcript (SSU-rRNA, 5.8S rRNA, LSU-rRNA)
Cellular component (GO): preribosome, large subunit precursor; nucleus; nucleolus
Molecular function (GO): protein binding
Source: RefSeq, a predicted model, not a curated record
AUGCAGAUUAUACAACAGUUUCUCACUGCAAUAACUGAGGAAAAUACAGACACAACCAAUAGCUCAGCACAGAAAAUGAUUAAAGAACUUGUGGGAUCAAUAAAAAAUAACAAAUCAAAAAGAGUUGAAGGAAGUUUAAUAUUUGAAAUCAAUCCUUCUUUAUAUAUUUUACCAAAAUCAAUAAACGAAGAAAAAGAAAGUACCAAAUGGGAAAGCUUUGCAAGAGAAAAAGGAAUUAAAAAGAAGAAGAGAUCGAGAAUGGUUUUUUCUGAAAAAUUCAAUAAGUGGUUACCGAGGUAUGGAAGCAGAAGUGAGCAGAACCUUAUUUUACAGGGUGGCGUUGUUGAGGUUAAGCAAAGCAUGUCUAAAAUGAUAAAUGAAAAAAGAAAGAGAGCAAAGAAGAAUAAAGAAAAUGCAGAGAAAAACAAGAAUAAGCAUCACUGA